Molecule: messenger RNA, 1417 nt
Organism: Ectocarpus sp. CCAP 1310/34
Lineage: Eukaryota; Phaeophyceae; Ectocarpales; Ectocarpaceae
Source: the annotation of a GenBank genome assembly
GUGAAAACCGCCAAAACGCCCGAAAUGAGAUGCUCCAAACCGCAAAGUCCUUGUCCGAGAAAGGACUAACUGUCAACGAAACGUUCGUCCUUCACCUCUUCCUGGAUGCCCUUUCGGACGAGUAUGCCAUGACAAAGCACAACCUGCGACACGCGAAGGAGUUGACGCGGACCGGUGUGCUAAAGAAAGUAAUGAUCGAAUACAAGGCGAUCAAGGACGAGCUGGAGCAGGGGAAAGGAAAAGGGGCGAAGGGCGCAAAGCAAGCGGGCAAGGUCGUGGUCGUGGCGGCGGCCGUGACCGCAGCAACAGUCGUGGCCGCGGCGGCGGCGGUCGCGGUGGCCGCUCAGGCGGCUCCGGAGGAGUCGAGGAGAGCAAGGGAAGCAGCAGUGGAGGCGCCGAUGACGACGGAGGAGGCCGUCCUAGCGCAAGUGGUGGAGCAUGAGGGCGACGUGGACUCCGUGGAAGACCAGGCGUUUUGAGCCGGGGCAGUCCCCCCAGGCGAGUGUGGUACCGUUGGUGAAGUAGGUCUAGUGGGGGUUGUGGAACAAGGCCAGGCGGUGUACGUGGCCGACACAGCGGCCACGUGCUCCAUGUUCCGAUGUGCAGACAACUUCGUGAACUACCGUGAGCGUAGCGGUUGGGUGAAGGGGAUCGGAGGCGACAAGGCCCCCGUUCCUCUUCUAGGAUACGGAGAUGUGACCUUAGUCCUACAGACGGAAGAUGGUGGAGUACCCGUACCAGUACUGAAUGCUGCCCAUGUACCAGAGGCCCCCUACAACCUCCUCUCGCUGUCUUCGUUGGCGGAGGAGGGCCACACGUAUUCGGGGAUUAAGGGGGGCCUCAUGCUGACCACGAAAGCCGGGGGGGAGGUGUGGUUCCCCCGGACUGGAAAGCUGCUGGAGGCUAUCAAGUAAAGCCAACGCUACACACCGCCUGUGCUGCACUCAUUGUUCCUGGCGAUGCAAAAGCAGCCAACCCCACUGACCUCAACGAGUAACACCUCGCGCACGGCCAUGCCCACGAGACAUUGGUCAGGAUCACGGCGGAGCAGCAGGGAGUGCAGCUGACGGAUGGACCGCUGCUACCCUGUUUUGGCUGUUCGAUGUCCAAGGGACAGGUGAAACCCGUCCAGAAGAGCACGAGCACACGCGCACUGCUACCUCUUGCAGAUGACGAAAAGGGCGGGGAGGGCGAGAGCAGAGCGGAUGCAUCACGCCAAGGUUGGGGGGGAGAGAGAGAUUCAGAGAGUGAGUCCGACCUCGACGUGAUGGAGGCUCGUGGGCCAGGGCAAGCGACGCCGUUUGUGCGCGAGGAGACGCCGGCGGCACCCGGCAACGGGAUUCCGGGGGACGGAGGCAGCGUUCCCCCGUCGCCUCCUUCGGGAAGGGGUGACUUCGGCGGAGGCAGUGACAGCCCC